GGUGAAAUUAAUAGGUGUAAGGAUGGUGGAAGAGGUGUACAGAAAAAUUUGACUUAAAAACAAAGAAUGAAAAUAAAAAAAUAAUGCAGAUUGAAGUGAAAGAAAAUUGCGAAAAGUGAUACAAUCACAGGGCCCUUCACUCUCCAAGGGAGUUAAAAUUGCAUGUUGCACUCCGAAAAUAAACUAAAAAAUAUUAAAGUGUGAUGUGAGAGUGGAAAAAAGACCUGGAGGCAACAGCAAAUACAACUAAAAAAUGAAAAUAUAACAACAAAUAGGAGAUGUAAAACAAAAUUCAAGUAAAAAGUGCAAAACAAGUGGAAGUGAAAAGAAUAUAACCAACAACAAAAGCAAAAGCAACUGCGACAGCAACAGCAACAAUGCUAUCAACGACAACAAUCGUAUAAAUGUUGCUGGUAUUAAGUCAUUAAAAUAUUAUCGCACAACUAUUAUCCUUGUUUGGAAGGGCAAAGGCCGCAGAGACAAGGCAAGCAAGCAGCAAAAGCGUGCAAAGCAAAGCAAAACGAACCAUAACUAUAGUGAAGCUAUCAGAAAGAGCUUGUGUGAGUGGGUGGAGUGUCUGUGCAUGUGUGUGUGUGUGCGUGCACGCAAAAGUGUUGGCUGUUGCAAGCUGGCUUUGCUGCUGAAUAAACGUAUCGAAUAACAACAAACAAACAAGUGAAGGGCCAAAGGCAAAAAAAACGAAGAAAUAGGAAAAUAAAGUAAUAAUAACAACAGUAAAUUAUAACAGUGAUAAUAAAAAGAGGCAGCAGCAACAAUAACAACAACUAGCUAGCCAGCAAGCCCGGGUAGUCAUACGCUCGAGCUGCUGUGAGCUACAAGAAGGACACGACAAACAAAAACAAAAGCAACAAAAAAACGCACAUACCUCUGAGAGCAUGCUAGCGCCAAUAACAACAAACACAACAACAACAAACGCCACAUCUACUGCCACAAACAUAGACUCAGAUAAGGUUAAAAUAGUAGUAGCAAGGAUGCCGGCAAAGGUCCUAUCAACCAGCUCAGCUGCUAGCAAUGCUGGUAAACAGUCGUCGAAAUUCGCCGAAGUGGUGGGGAAGUCCCUCAUAAAUGUAAGAAAAUUAAAAGUGCCCAGUCGAAAUAGCAGCUGUAGUAGCAACAUCAGCGGUGGCACACAGUGGAAGCUAACGACAAUGCCAACAGCUACAAUGGCAACAGCAACAGCAACAGCACCAACAACCACAACAGCAACAAUAGCUGCACAUUCAAUAACAGCAACAAUGCUGAGGAGUAAGACCAAAUCACCGCGUCGACGUUGCGCUGCGCUUGUGAUAAACAGCAACAGCAGCAGCAACAGCAAUCGAAACAACAACUGCCAGAGACGCCAACACUUCAACGCUGCUUCUACUACUACUACAACGCUUGCAGCAUCAUUAUCAUCUGUACGUACGCGUGCAAUAACACUCUUGCCAUCAUCCUCAUGGAUAUUUUGCCUUUGGCUAUGGAUUGCAAUUUCGUCGUUGGUAUUUGUGCAUUGUGUGCCAUCACCCUCUUCCUCGUUGUCCGCUUCAUCAUCGGGCAGCUCGUCGGCAAACUCAGCGUCAUCCAACGCAAUGCAAUCACCACAAAAGCGAGGCAGCGGUGCAGCGGACCUAACCAAGGAUCAGUGCAACAAAACAGUGGACAUCUUCGAGGAUGUCAGUUCGCCGGAGGUGAAUAACCUAAAUGUGGGCCGGCCGUUGACCUGCUGGUACCGGUUCCGUACGCUGAAGGGUGCACCGCGCGACUUUGUGUUGCGGUUGCGUUUUAAAAAAUUUAAAGUUGGCACGCUGUUGAAUGCAACACACUGCGAGGGCGGCCAUUUGCAGAUUGUCGAUGGCAAUGCGAAAACGGAUGUUUCGAAUCGCCGUGAGCCUGGCAUGUUUUGCGGUGAGGCGGAGCAGCCACAAACUUUCAUCAGUGAGACCAACUAUGUUAAAGUGCUCUUCCACACAGAUAACUUUACUGAUCAGACAUAUUUCACAUUUGAUUCGCGUGCUGAACAGCAAACGGAGGUUUAUUUACGUUAUGGCCAACAUCCGGAAUUGUAUCCCAAUCGACGCGGUGAAGUAGUGCAAGGCUCUUACUGUGAACGCGAGUAUCGCGAUUGCAGAUUACAAACGUGUUACGUGCAAUCGCCCGCAUAUCCUGGCCUAUAUCCGCGUGCAUUAAAUUGUCGUUAUAAAUUGCAUACGCGACAGCCGUACAUAAAAUUGUACUUGCAGAAUGAACAAUUUGCGGUGGAUGGACAGAGCUACUUUUAA
Rhagoletis pomonella (apple maggot) is the source of this 2279-nucleotide messenger RNA. RefSeq names its product cell wall protein DAN4. Gene Ontology annotation, cellular component: plasma membrane. NCBI's taxonomy places the organism in Eukaryota, Metazoa, Arthropoda, Insecta, Diptera, Tephritidae. The record is from RefSeq and is a predicted model, not a curated record. The transcript is spliced from 7 exons. The coding region runs from base 897 to 2279 and encodes 460 amino acids.